This is a messenger RNA of Trichoderma harzianum CBS 226.95, 192 nucleotides long. RefSeq lists its product as hypothetical. Lineage: Eukaryota; Fungi; Ascomycota; Sordariomycetes; Hypocreales; Hypocreaceae. The record is from RefSeq and is a predicted model, not a curated record. Bases 1 to 192 code for a protein of 63 amino acids. The transcript has a single exon.
AUGUUUGGUCACUCGUUACCGGGGCCACCACAACAAGCCGACUCCAAGAUUGGCAAACCGAUACCUUUCCUUUCCAUCGCCCCAAGACUCCAAGGCGCCUGCCUGUAUCAAAAAAACAAAAAAAGAAGCGCGAAACGGGAUUUCCAUGCUGAAAUAUUGAAAAACCAGACAAUUGCAGACAUAACCUGCUAG